Molecule: messenger RNA, 3330 nt
Organism: Silurus meridionalis
Lineage: Eukaryota; Metazoa; Chordata; Actinopteri; Siluriformes; Siluridae
Gene: stard5
Product: StAR-related lipid transfer (START) domain containing 5
Exons: 6
Coding region: 231-866 (211 amino acids)
Molecular function (GO): lipid binding
Source: RefSeq, a predicted model, not a curated record
UAUCCCCACUUGACUGACUGAACAGAAACGAAUGAAUGAGCUGUCAGGGUUUCUUUCGUUUUAAUGUAUGAUUUACGGGUUUUAUACGCGCUAUAAGUGUCAGUUUAUGCUUUUUAUAGCAAGCAUUAGCUCCAAGACUGUACGCUGUACUUAUAUCUAUCGUUGUUAGCCAAUGACAAAAAGCCACGGUUCAUUUGGGCAGCAUUUGUAGAGCAAAUAAAACACACAGUAUGGAUUAUGAGGAAAAGGCGAAUUCUGUUGCAGAUCGUCUUUUGAGCUACAGGAAAGACGAAUCCGGCUGGAAAAUCUGUAAGAAAUCGAAUGAAGUUGCUGUUUAUUGGCGCCCUUCAGCUGAAUUCCCAGGAAAUGUAUAUAAGGGCGAUGGGAUCGUCAAUGGCAGUCCACAGAAAGUCUGGGAGUGUUUGAAACCAGAUCCAAAUGGGCUUCGUCUCAAAUGGGACAACAACGUAAAGAAGUUUGAGCUGCUUGAACAAGUUUCUACAGAUGUUACAGUGUGUAGAACUGUUACUCCCUCUGCUGCUAUGGGCGUUAUAUCGCCACGAGACUUUGUAGACGUUAUAUUAGUCAAGCAAUAUGAAGAUGGAACGAUUACAUCAAAUGCAACUAAUGUGGGCCAUCCAGCUUGUCCUCCGCAGCCCGGCUACGUGCGCGGUUUUAAUCAUCCAUGCGGCUGCAUUUGUGUGCCUGUACCAGGGGAAGCAGGUAAAACCCAGCUUAUCAGCUUCUUCCAGACCGAUCUUGGAGGUUUGCUUCCUCGUUCCAUCGUGGAUUCGUUCUUCCCCGUUAGUAUGACCGACUUUUACACGAACCUCAGUAAAGCUGUUAAAUCUCUCAAAAAGCACUAAAGGCACUUUUUGUAGAAUAUCCACAUCCAUUACUGUACAACAAAAAGGUAUUUUCUGAUCCUUGCUGUGUUUAUCCAGUGAGCACUAAACUCCCACUUUUAUGUUCUUUACUGAUUCCAACCUAAAUUUUAAGUCAGCCCUGGUUAUGGCUUUCUGAUCCAACGUCUACAAAGUCUGACGUCUAGUGUGUGUGACCAAAAAUAGCUGUCUUUUCUAAAACUGAUUUCUUUUUGAACCAAUUCUAAAUAUGAUUGUGCUCACUGGGUUCACUUUUUUAUAUUUUGUUCUUUUAAAAGGCGCAGAACAGAAAAGUAACUUCCCUACUUAACCUUUCUACUUAUUUCAGCAUACUUUAACAAAUGUCUUCAUUCCUUCAUUCAUUCGCUCCCUCAAUACGAGAAAUUGUCAACAUUUUCUCCUUUAAUUUAAAAUUCUUGAAGCUGGAUAUAAAAUACUGAAGAAUCCAUAGCGCUAGCGUUAGCCACUUCUUGGUUAACUGCUAAUGUUAGCGUUUACAUGCAUAGCGCAAAACAAACCACUUGCUUGUAAUGCUCACAAGAGGAUUCUUUUUUAUUGGUCUAUUGUUCAAACUGCCAAUUUCAGGUACGUUUUAAUAUUUGGGCUGUACGACGGGCAGCUGUAAUGAAGGAAAUGAAUAAUUCCAACAUGCACAUAAAUGUCUUAAAAGCUCACUUUACAUGCAAACUGGGAUUGUGGGUAAUAGAAUUACACACUCGGCAUGAUCCAAAGGACCAUAUAAGCGAAUCAUUGGCCUUAAAUUACUUCACAUUACAAAAGCAAGAUUGCGACAACAAAUUUGAACCACCUGCUAUAACUGUCACUUAUAGAGAAAAGCACAAAUGUGGCAUGGGCAGGUAAGAGCACACAUUGCGCACAUCACACCAAUACACUGAUGGUUUAUUUUGAUAUAACACUACAUCACUAUGUUUAAUUUUAUAGCCUCAGUUUUUAUAGGAGUUACUUUUCUGUUCUGUACUUUUGACACUAAAGUGAGCACAUUAAAGGAAAUGAGAUUUGGUGCAAGAAAUACGGCUUGAUAGCUAUUUUUUGCUACCAAAAGAAAAAAAAGUCUUGAUAUGACAAAUAAAUGCAUCAAUCUGAUACUGAAUAUCGUCAUACAUCAGACUGAUGAUGUUAUGAGUCACUGGAUACGAGUGGAAUCCGAUCAAAUUUGCCAUUUCACAAUCAGAAACAAAAUGUAGGAUCUGAUCCGCUGGUGUUUUAAACAUUCCAUAAAUGUGAUGAUGUUGCCUGAAACAAACACGAAUCUUGCACAUGUACGUGCCUGUGAUAUUUUGCAUCACUUACCAACAGAUGCUUACGGGAGUCGAUUUGAGUAUUGUGAGAAUGACCCAGUCAUUAGCUGAAAGAUCUUGAAGCUAACAGGGUGUCUCCAUAUCUACACCUUUUCAACACCUUUUAUUAUGUAUAUAGACACUAUCGGUUCAGUAUCGGAUAACAGCUCUGAUGUUGGGAUCAUGUUUAAAAAAAAAAUGGGACGUGUGAAUCCCUUAUACAUAAUCUUUUUUUCAUAUAGUUGCAGACAAAAUAGUGCAAUCUGAACAUUUUUAAUGCAAUGAGUAGAAUUAAGUGUGGUACUGAAAGGUGGAUUCAAGUGUUAUGCAACAGUCAAAUGGAGGCAUAAAGAGAAAUAGACAGAUAUUUGUUUCAGUUUAAGCUUGGAUUUUGAUUUUAGAAGAAGAACUAUUUUUUUUUAAUUUGCAUUGUAAGUAUUUUGGUUUCACAUUUAUAAUACUAAACAAUUUUUUCUAAUGUAAACGAUUUGCAAUUUUGUUGCUUGUGAUAAUAAGUUAAUCAUCUUCAAUUUAAGGCAUUAUAUUUAAUUUAAUACAAAAGUAUAUAAGCAAAAUGUAAUUAAAUAUUCCAGUUGCAAGCGGUACAUUUUCGUAUUUUUUGGAACUUUGAUCGUCAAAUAAUGGAAAUUCAAGGUGUGCAUGACAUAGAGGCAAAGAACCACCCGACAUGGGGCAGAGAAUGUUUGCCUUUGGGGAGUGUGUUUUAAAGAAAGGAAGGGAAAGGGCUUUAUACUUGUUACACUUUACAGAAGUGGUCCCCAACCCUCGGACCGUGGACUGGUUAGUUGGUACCGCACUGAAAGAAUACAUAACUUACAUUAUUUCCGUUUUAUUUAUUAUCUGAUUCUGAAUGUUUUAUUUUGGAAAAUUACCGGAUUCUCUCCGCCACAUCUGUCUAUGACUCACUCUUGAUGCAUGUUAAGAUGCCUCGGUCACAUGUUUUACCAACAUCCGCUACCUUCUUAAAGAGGCUGCUCCGGCCGGUAACGCUUAAUACAUUACCAUUAAAUUCAAACCCCCAAGCCAACAAAAUGAACAAAAAACAACACAGUGGAUUCACGUUUAUAAUUAUAUUUAAAAAAAAUACUAGUUUUUAUGCCGGUCGUAUCAUUUUAUUUUGUUGUAUU